AUGGCCUACAAGCAAUGGAUUUGUAUCAAGAUUCGAAAUCGCAUGCACAAGAGUGAUAUUCGAGUCAGAGAUGCCAGGCUCGAGUCCGCAGCCUUCCUUCUGACCCAAUUGAACCGCUCCAGUGGCAAAUUCUACAAGGGUAGCAAAGACAACGAGAUCAACGCCGAUGAGGUCGACAAGCUCGUCAUCCCGCCUCAGGGGCAGGGAAUCAUAUGUUCGUGCGGGCGGUCGGACGCCGCCAUCGGCACCGAGGGAUAUGUGACCUUGUACGAGUGGGACGGCGAGCAUGAGACAAAAAUCUGCCGGGUCUACUGGAGCGCGCCGUGGGGUGCGUACAGCAACAUCUUCGACAUCCAGGAGUGGGAUCCUAGCACGUCUGAAUACUCCAUUAGUCAUGACCCGGUGCCUCAGGACGGGACCAUUGGGAACAUGGAGCUUGUGAUUGCCAAGUUGGCCUGA
Messenger RNA from Clonostachys byssicola, 459 nucleotides. NCBI's taxonomy places the organism in Eukaryota, Fungi, Ascomycota, Sordariomycetes, Hypocreales, Bionectriaceae. The record is from the annotation of a GenBank genome assembly.